This is a messenger RNA of Clonostachys rhizophaga, 618 nucleotides long. The record is from the annotation of a GenBank genome assembly. Lineage: Eukaryota; Fungi; Ascomycota; Sordariomycetes; Hypocreales; Bionectriaceae.
AUGAAGUUCUCCGCCGUUCUCGCCUGGGCUUCCCUCGCCCUCGCCGCUCCCACUCCCGCCUCCGUUGAGGAGCGCGACGUGGUCGUCAUCUCCACCUUUGUCAGCACCGUCCAGAAGCUCGAGACCACCGUCAAGACCCAGGUCGACGACAUCGUCUCCACCGCCAAGAUCACCAGCAACGUCGACGAGAUCGUCUCCAGCGUCAAGGGCAACCUCGCCACCAUCAUCACCGCCGUCACCGAGUCCACCUCCACCAUCGCCCAGAUCGCCGCCGCCAGCCCCGCCGACGCCAUCAAGGGCCUCAAGAAGGCCGACGUCAAGGAGGUCCUCGUCGCCGUCAAGUCCGUCAACAACAUCGUCUCCGAGCUCAAGAUCGCCGUCUCCACCAUCGUCAAGGAUGUUCCUUCCGCCGUCAAGACCGCCCUCGCCGACGAGAUCAACCAGGUCAAGGGCCUCCUGUGGCCCUUCCUCCAGCCCGUCCUGACCAUCGUCGGCGCCGUCGAGAACCUGGCCAGCUCCCUCGGCAUCAAGACCGACCAGCUCGUCAGCGCUCUCUCUCUCGUCCUCGGUCUUGUCAACGGUAUCCUCAACCUUGUCAACCUCCCCCAGGUCCUGUAA